ACUUGCGCAAACAGGUCGUCUGCGAGUAUCAAAAGAAUUGCACGGUUGCCUUCGCAUUUAGAGUAUUGCUGCUUCAAAUAUCUUUCUUUGUCCGCUGUUGUAUAGUGUUGCAUUAUCAUACACGACUUUUGAGACCAUCCGCGGCAUGCACAUCCGUCGCUUCGCUCAACGUGAGGCAAGACGACGAUGAUAACUGCCCGGGACUUAUAGCUUAAGGCAGCUAGCUGAGCUUAUCUCGUCUGCCCGGGGGACGACCGGCCGUGUGUCUCCUUUGACACGGGGGCACGGUCCUGGAGGAGGGCCAUCUGAACGGCAGCCGUUAGCAGCCGUCAAAGAUGCCUAGCGACGGCGCAUCAGUGGCCGGUAGCAGCCGGUCAUCUAUGUCACGCGCCUCACGCGCGAGUAAACGUGGUGCCAAGAAGUCGUUGCCGCCUCCGCCACCCCCGGAACCGGUGGAGGAGCCGAAGGAUGCCUUCCAACCCAGCAUGCUGUCGGCGGGCCUUUCCCAGCUGGGCCGCACGGCUGACGGCCUGAAGCCGGCCUACCUCACGCUCAGCCUCACCGGCACCGACCUGGCCAACGCCGACGUGCUCGGGGCCUUCCCGCACCUGCAGACUCUGGUGCUUCGCGACAACCGGCUGGUGGAGCUCCGGGGGCUGGCGGCGCUGCGCCACCUGACGGCCGUGGACGUGUCGGGAAACAAACUCACACAGGUGCUGGACCUGCGGCUACCUGCGGACGGCGCCUCCGGCCCCACCAACCUGCGCUCGGCCGACUUCUCCCGCAACGCUCUGGACAUGCUGCGCGACCUCUCGCCCUUCAGCCGCCUCACCAGCCUGUCGGCCGCACACAACCGGCUGGAGCGGGUGGGCGAGGGGCUCACCAGCCUCACGCUACUCAAGGUGCUGGACCUGUCCCACAACCGGCUGGUCUCGGUGCGCGGCCUGGAGCGCUGCGCCAAUCUGCGCGAGCUGCGGCUGGGGCACAACGCCCUGCAGAGCCUGGAGCCGCUGGCGGGGCUGAGCCAGCUGCAGGUCCUGGACGUGAGCCACAACCGGCUGGCGCAGCUGUCCGGCGCCGCGGGCCUGAGCUCGCUGCGCACACUGGACGUGUCAUGCAACCGGCUGGGCCGGCUGGAGGAGCUGGCGGUGGUGCGUGGCGCCAGCCUGCUGGGCACACUGGACGUGCGGGGGAACCCGCUGGACAAGGCCAUGUGUCUGCGGCUGCACGUGGUGCACCUGCUGCCCCAGGUGGUCAUGCUGGACGGCGUGGCGGUGGAGAGCAAGGAAAAGGUGUUGGCCGCCAACAUGCACGGCGCGGACGCGGACAGCCUGCGCCUCAUCCGCCGCAAGUACUUCCCCAACGGCGAGCUGGACGACGGCGGCGGCGCCAUUCCGCCCCUGGCCGCCGGCCUGGUGGCCUCCGCCGCGGAAGAGGAGGCCGCAGCCGACGGCCCCGGCCCAGGCGACGGCGCCUACGUCCGUCUGGAUGCCUGGGCCGCCAGCAUCAAGCCGGAGUGGGUGCUGGGCGGCGGCGGCGGCAACGUGGUCAGUCUGGCUGACCAGCUGGCGUCGGUGUGUGCGCCGCCGCGGCCCACCACCACCGCGGCGGCGGCCACGGCGAACGGCUCCACGCACAACAGCACCAGCGGCGCCGCACCGGGCGCGGGCGCCGCCAACGGGCAUCACGGCGUGCGCGGCGCCGGCGUCGGAGCGGCGCCGUCCGGCGCCGCCGCCGGCGGCAAGCCGUCGGCGGCGAACGAGGCGGCCUGGCGGCGGGCGCAGCUGGAGCGGGCGCGUGUGUGCUGGCGCUGGGUGGUUACCCACGUGGCGGCCACAGCCAAGCUGGAGACCACGUGGGACGUGGCGGCGCCGCUGUUCGGCCACACCGCCCAAGCCGCCGCCAUUGAGCGCGUGCUGCUCGGCAACGGCGAGCCGGCGCCGCCGGCGGCGCCGCCGCCGCCGCCGCAGCUGCUCGGCGCGCCGCUGGCGCCGCCGGCGGCGGCGCCGCUGCCCGGCGGCGGCACUUGGUCCGAGCGCGUGGCUCGCCUGUUCACGCUGUUGUGCCGCGCCUGCGAGCUCGAGGCGGUGCCCAUCCCCGGGUAUUGGAAGCAUGCCGCGCUGCCGCCGGGCAGUCGCGUGCACGCACACAACCACUGCUGGGCGGGCGUCAAGGUGAACGGGCGCUGGCGGCUGGUGGACCCCACGGCGGCGGCGCUGGCGGGCGGGCACUUCCCGUUCUUUGUGCCGCCGGAUGCGUUCAUCUACUCCUACUGGCCGCUGGAGGCUGCGUGGCAGCUGCUGCAAGAGCCGCUGAGCCAAGAGGUGUGGUGGCAGCUGCCGUACGCCUCCGUGGCCUUCUUCGCGGAGGGCUGCCGCCUGGGCGACGCCAGCCUGGCCGCCGUCAACACUCUGCUGCCCAUCCGGCAGGGCGGCGUGCUGCCCGCCUUCGCGCUGGCGGUGGCGGCGCCGCGGCGGCGCGGCUGCCACCUGGCGCAGCGGCUGUACGACAGGGCGCGGCGGGUGGUGGCGGAGUGGCCUCCGCGGGAGCCGGGCGCGCCCGCCUACGCCUUCCAGCAGGUUGUGGCUGGGCCGCACGGGCAGGUGGAGGUGUCGUUCGGUGCGGACAGCCACGCCGCACAGCUGCACCAGAUGUACUUCUCACUGCCCGCGCCCGGGGAGUACGAGAUGGAGGUGUCGCAUGUGCGCGAGCUGCCCGGCGGCGGCCUGACACUGGCGGUGGAGGGGCUGCCGGCGCCGGGGCUGGCGCUGAGGGUGGUGGAGGAGCAGCAGCUGCUGCGGGUCAAGGUCACGCUGCCGGGCAUCCAGCCGCACGACGAGGCGGAGGACGGCAUCCUGCAUUCGCCCGCGGUGCUGCGGACGCCGCUGCCCUUCGGCUCGCCGCACUGGUACGAGGCGGGCUGCCAGCUCAUCUCGCCGCCGCCGCACCGCCCGCUGGAGGCGGACCGCUCCGAGCCCUUCAAGCUGGUGGUGCCGGGCGCCAGCCGCGUGGGGCUCAUGGCGGAGGGGCUGCAGCAGCCCAUCGAGUUGGCGGCGGCGGACGACGACAGCUUCGCCUUCUCCACCUCCCUGCAGGUGCCGCGCUGCCGCGCCGCCACGCUGAUGGCCUACAUGCACAACGACCACCUGAGCAGCUGCGCCUGGGUGCCGCUGGUGCAGCUGGCGGUCCUGCCCCAGUCGCAGCACAUGGUGUACACGCCCAUUGCCGUGGAGGUGCCGGAGGUGGGCGACGACGACCCCGCGGCACACUUUGCGCGGGAGAUAUUCAAGGCCAUGGACAAGAACUUGGACGGCGGCGUGUGUCGGCGCGAGAUCCUGGCGGCGUUCCGGCGCAACCGCCAGCACGCCGACAUCCUCAAGUGCCCCGCGCGCAUCCGCCAGGACGAUGGCACCUUCGAGCGCUUCGUGGACGUCUUCAUGCAGAUCGACACCUCCAAGCUGGGCACCUUCACCUUCAACGAGCUGGCCUUCUACAUGGGCGUCCUGCCUACCGGCUACUACCAGUACAGCGACGACGAGGACGAGGACGAGGAUUUCGAUUCCGGAGAUGAGCAGGAUCUGGAUCCAGAGGAGCGGGCGGGCAGGCAGGCGGAGCUGGAUGCGGAGCUGGAUGCGCCAGAUGACGAGGGCGAGGGCGGCGGCGGCGGGCCGGGUGGAGGCGAGGCGAGCGGGUACACUGGCGAUUCGGCGGGCGGUGGUGGUGGGGAGGGGGAGGGGCCGUCGGAGGCGUGAGCUGGGGUGAGGGUGCGGAGAGGUGGGGCAGAGGGGAGGUGGGAAGGGGGGCUUGAGGGGGAGAGGGGGCCGGGCAGGGGGUGUUCGUGGACGUAGGAAGCUGUGUGGCGUGCGUUCGGAAAUUGGUGCCGCCGAGUUGGGGCCGUGCGUGUGGCAUGCAGGCCGGCAGACUACCGAGGGCGGAGUUAUGUUGGAUUCUGGUGCGCGCCGUAAAUUGACAAACGAGGGCGAGGCGAUGUAGGGAAACCGUGUUGAGACGACGACCGCCUCGUCAAUCCGCCUCACUUUUCUCGGUUUCGAUCGUUGGCCGGUCAGCCAACUAAACUUGCAAUACCAUAAUUGGGAG
Molecule: messenger RNA, 4098 nt
Organism: Chlamydomonas reinhardtii
Lineage: Eukaryota; Viridiplantae; Chlorophyta; Chlorophyceae; Chlamydomonadales; Chlamydomonadaceae
Exons: 18
Coding region: 336-3752 (1138 amino acids)
Molecular function (GO): protein binding; calcium ion binding
Source: RefSeq, a predicted model, not a curated record